AUGCCCUCUUCGUACCUUCCCACACCGCCAUCGGAACCAUCAUCGACACCUACGAUAGAAGCAAAACAAGCUACUGUAUAUUUACAUACACCUUUCCAUCCCAAAGCUGAGGUUUACGCCCAAGAGAAGUUUGGAAGGAUACUCCGACCUCAAGAUGGGACAGUCCAGGAAAUCAUGAGUCAAGUCGAUGGAAUAUUACUUCGUGUAUCAAGUGUGACUCGAGAGAUGCUUCUUCAGGCUCCCAAAUUAAAGAUCAUUUCGAGGAAUGGAACUGGUGUAGAUAACAUACAUAUUCCAACAGCCAAAGAAAAAGGAGUGAUAGUGACUAAUUGUCCAGGUGGAAAUGCUCAAGCAGUAGCUGAACUCGCUUUGACAUUAGCUUUAACAGUACUUCGAAGAGUAGUAGAAAUAGAUUCUCGAAUUCGAUCAGGUGAAAAAGUACCUUCAAUAACAGCUUUAGCACCUGGAUUAUUUGCGAAAACGAUUGGAUUAAUUGGGAUGGGAGAUACAUCAUAUGAAUUUGCUAAAUUACUCUUAUCGUUUAAUUGUAAAAUACUAGUUUAUUCACCUACUUCACCAAAAACUCGUUGGACAACCUCUGAUUCAGUCGAAAACAAAAAAAAGUUCCCAAAUGUCAUUCCACAUGAAAGAUGCUCUACAUUAGAAGAAUUACUUCAAGUUGUAGAUGUCGUUUCCUUACAUUGUCCAUUGAAUGAUUCUACAAGAGGAUUAAUAGGUACUAAAGAAUUAGAUCUGAUGAGGGAUGAUGCUAUAAUCGUCAAUACAGCUAGAGGUGGAAUGAUAGAUGAACGAGCAUUAGAAAAGGCUUUGGAAGAUGGUACUUUAGGCGGUGCAGGUAUAGAUGUUUGGGAAAUAGAACCUGCUUAUGGAGAUACGAUGGGUAAAUUAGGUAAAUUGAGAAAUACAGUCGUAUUACCUCAUCUAGGAGGAAGUACAGAUCAAGUCACACUGGAAGGCUGUAUGACAGCUAUAGAUAUCAUGGCAGAUUACUUUGAUGGUAAACCGGUCAAGAAUAGAGUGAUAUAG
Molecule: messenger RNA, 1047 nt
Organism: Kwoniella shivajii
Lineage: Eukaryota; Fungi; Basidiomycota; Tremellomycetes; Tremellales; Cryptococcaceae
Exons: 4
Coding region: 1-1047 (348 amino acids)
Molecular function (GO): NAD binding; oxidoreductase activity, acting on the CH-OH group of donors, NAD or NADP as acceptor
Source: RefSeq, a predicted model, not a curated record